Molecule: messenger RNA, 516 nt
Organism: Micromonas pusilla CCMP1545
Lineage: Eukaryota; Viridiplantae; Chlorophyta; Mamiellophyceae; Mamiellales; Mamiellaceae
Exons: 1
Coding region: 1-516 (171 amino acids)
Source: RefSeq, a predicted model, not a curated record
AUGGUGAGGAAACGCGGCGCGAACCAGCACACCGGACAGCCGCUCGCGGAGUGGUGCGAGGCGAACGGCGAGCGCGGCGGGAGGCUCCUCGGCGAGUUCUGCGACCCGGACACGCCCGCCGCGUCGGUCGCGAGAGCGUCCAAGUACAGGGCGCUGUGGACGUGCGCCGAGUGCGCGCACGUAUGGCGCGCGAAGAUGAGCGACCGCACGAAGCGCGACAAGCCGACGGGGUGUCCGAAGUGCGCGGGCAAUCUGCCUCUCUCGGCGACGUACAACUUCCUCGCGUGGUGCGAGGCGAACGGCGCGCGCGGCGCGAAGCUUCUCGGGGAAUACGUCGACCCCUUUUGGCCGUCGACGGCGUUCACGAAAGGGUCGAAGCGCAAGGCGCGUUGGAAGUGCGAGACGUGCGCGCACGCGUGGAACGCGAUGGUGUUCAGUCGCACGAGGGAAAAGAACCCGACCGGGUGCCCGGCGUGCAACCCCGCGCUGGGAAAGCGGAAUCGCGACGACGCGUAG